UUUCAAAACAACAAGUUAAAGAUUAUUUGGCGAGCCAACAGCGUAAACCCCAGUUUUACUCUCCAGUCCGCAGCGACAUAACUAAGAUCCAGUCAUGGCACAAAGCAAAAGUGGCUACACUCGCUUUGAAAACCCUCCUCAGUACAGCGAGGUGAAUCAGCAGGCCCCGCCGGGCUUCAUGAUGCCGCCACCGCCACCUUAUAAUGCUGCUGUUCCUCAUGGAGGAUCGAAUCCUGGUGUUCCCGUCGUUGUACCCGUCGCACCCCCGUACGCUCCGCCGACCGCUUUUGGGAAUCCCAUGUACAGACAGGAAGGCUCUGGAUAUCCACAGCAUCCAUAUCCUACAGCAGCUCCUUACAUUGCAGAUCCUUACAGAGGCGGACCGGACAAAAAGCCGCUUCCAUACGUGGCGAUGGGUAAGCUGGGACACAGCGAUCUUCCUCCAGAAUAUGAGAAGAAGCAGUUCGCCAGCUCAGGACUCGAUAAUAAAGCCGUCAGAAGACUGUUCAUUCGGAAGGUUUUUUCGGUUUUGAGUCUUCAGCUGGCUGUCACCUGCGGCUUCGUGGCCGUCUUCACUUUCGAGCCUCACGUCAAGCUGUUCGUGAUGCAGAACGCCUGGACGUACUUGGCCGGCUACGUAGUCUUCCUCGUGCCCUACCUAGUGAUCCUGUGCUGCGGAGAGUUUCGCAGGAAGCAUCCGUGGAACCUCAUUGCUCUGAGUAUCCUGACGCUGGCGAUGUCCUACAUGGUGGGCGUGAUCUCCAGCUUCUACGACACUGAUGUCGUGAUGAUGGCCGUCGGCAUCACUGUGCUGGUCUGCUUCACGGUCAUCGUCUUCUCUCUGCAGACCAAAUAUGACUUCACUUCCUGUUACGGCGUGCUGUUCGUCUGCUUCAUCGUCCUGAUGUUCUUCGGGAUCCUGUGCAUCUUCCUGUACCACAGGAUUCUGGACCUCAUCUAUGCAGCUCUGGGAGCGCUGAUCUUCACCUGCUUCUUGGCCGUGGACACACAGCUGCUUCUCGGGAACAAGAAUCUGUCUGUGAGUCCCGAGGAACACGUCUUCGCCGCGCUCAACCUGUAUCUGGACAUCAUUCAAAUCUUCUCAUACAUUUUGCGCAUCUUUGGAAGAAGCCGUGGCUAAAAGUCCACCAGUGAAGAAAGAAACCCAUGCGAUAGGGCUGGGUGAAAAAUAUCGAUUUCUCGAUUUUAAUCGAUUCUCAUUUUUACGAAAUGAUAUCGAUUAGUCUAGCCUGUUUUCAGAUGAACGGAACAUUGUAGCGUGCCUCCCACAAUGAGCUUUGCGAUUUGUUACUUCUGAUAUGAAACAAAGUCUCAGAUUUCAAGUUAUGUCCAUUUUAUUACAGUAUUCAAACAAUAAAUGUUGUUUUGGUGCUGCUUGAUGUGGAGUGACAGA
Molecule: messenger RNA, 1414 nt
Organism: Sinocyclocheilus grahami
Lineage: Eukaryota; Metazoa; Chordata; Actinopteri; Cypriniformes; Cyprinidae
Product: protein lifeguard 1-like
Exons: 7
Coding region: 95-1141 (348 amino acids)
Biological process (GO): negative regulation of apoptotic signaling pathway
Cellular component (GO): Golgi apparatus; membrane; endoplasmic reticulum
Source: RefSeq, a predicted model, not a curated record